Molecule: messenger RNA, 782 nt
Organism: Anopheles aquasalis
Lineage: Eukaryota; Metazoa; Arthropoda; Insecta; Diptera; Culicidae
Product: RNA-binding protein pno1
Cellular component (GO): nucleus
Molecular function (GO): RNA binding
Source: RefSeq, a predicted model, not a curated record
GUUUACAAAAUCUCCACCUGCACGUGGCUUGCAGUUUUCCCGGAUUUCCGUGCUUUAAAAGAUGGAAAAUAGUGAAAAAAGCAUGGACGUCGAUGUGGUAGCACUGCCCACCGGAGAGAAUGCCUCCAAACAACGCUCCAAAUCAGACAAACGGGCUCCAAAAUCGAAACAAGAGCUGCGCCGUGUGUUCAUACCGCGGUCCCGAAAAGGAGCGCUGAAGGAGCAGUGGAUGAAAAUAUUCACCCCAGUCGUGGAACAGCUGCAGCUGAAGAUCCGCUACAACAUCAAAACAAGCCACGUUGAAAUUCAGCCAACACCAGCCACACAGGACCAAUCGUACCUCCAGAAGGCGGCCGAUUUUGUGCGAGCCUUCGCGCUCGGCUUCGAAGUGGAAGAUGCACUCGCUCUGAUCCGUUUGGAUGAUCUGUUUAUCGAAUCGUUCGAGGUGACCGAUGUGAAGUCGCUCAAAGGUGACCACUUGAGCCGAGCGAUUGGCCGGUUAGCGGGCAAAGGUGGACGCACCAAGUUCACGGUGGAAAACACGACCAAAACCCGGAUCGUGCUGCAGGACUCGAAGAUUCACAUCAUGGGUAGCUACAAGUACAUCCAGCAUGCCAAGCGUGCCCUUAGCCAUCUGAUCCUUGGUUCGCCGGCCAGCAAGGUGUACGGUAAUCUGCGCAGCGUUGCCGCUAGCCAGAACUCCCAGCGGAUGUGAGGCAUUGUGGGGCCAGGGGGAGAUUAUUGUAUUUUCAUUAAAUAAAAUGGAUUUUAUGCUUCCAUUA